This is a messenger RNA of Pimephales promelas (fathead minnow), 1954 nucleotides long. RefSeq names its product adhesion G protein-coupled receptor G2-like. The record is from RefSeq and is a predicted model, not a curated record. NCBI's taxonomy places the organism in Eukaryota, Metazoa, Chordata, Actinopteri, Cypriniformes, Leuciscidae. Gene Ontology annotation, biological process: cell surface receptor signaling pathway; adenylate cyclase-activating G protein-coupled receptor signaling pathway. Gene Ontology annotation, cellular component: plasma membrane. Gene Ontology annotation, molecular function: G protein-coupled receptor activity.
CUUGGACAAUCUGGAGUCUAAGAUGGAAGAGAUGGAAAAAAACAAUAGAAGCAAAGAACAGAUUGUCAUGGGGGAUGUUAUUGGUCUUCUUCACAUACAAGAUGAGAACACAGAAACCAGAGACACAUGUUACUCUUCAGAUCCGAACAGGAUAAACGUCACUGAUUGUCAAAGUGACCUGAACACAGACAUUCCCUGGUAUGUAAGGAUUCCCAGUGAAGCCUCUAAUAAAUCACGACUGGAAAACAACGGACGUGCAGUACUUGUAGUUCUACGGUUCAAAAACAUGGGAAAGGAUGAAACUGAAAAUUACACAGUUUUGAACAAUGAGGUUUAUGGAAUAACGAUGAGGGCCAAAAUCUCCAACCUUACCAACAAAAUAGAAAUGUUCUUUACACAGAAAGAACUGGUCGGCGAGGCGUCUUGCAGUUCUUGGGAUGGCAAAGGAAAUCUAACAUGGACGACGUUCGGCUGUGCGACCAAAAAAAUCAACAAAAACACUAUACAGUGCUUGUGUUCACAUCUGACGUUCUUUGCAGUGCUGAUGUCUCCUCCAGGUGUAAAUCUAAACAGCACAGCGGAGAAUGUGGAAGCAUUGAGCUUCAUCUCUUCUAUCGGCUGUGGCAUCUCCAUGUUUUUCCUGUCCGUCGGUCUGUUCAUGCAUUUCCUAUUACGGAAAGCCAAAUCAAACCAGGCCACGAAGAUCCUGAUGAACAUGUUUGUGGCUUUGUUUCUCCUGAAUCUAUCCUUUUUGUCAAACGAGAGUAUCGCCAACACAGAAGACAAGGCUGCGUGCGUCUUCAUAGCGCUGCUCAUGCAUUACUCAAUGCUGGCUACAUUCAACUGGUUCUUCAUUCAAGCUCUUCAUAUGUACUUAUGGCUCAUCAGACAGAACGUCACCGUCACAAACUACAUGAGGAAGAUCACCGUUUUCGGCUGGAUGAUUCCGGCUCCAAUAGUCGUAGCUGUUGUUUCAUUAGGAGAAUAUAAAGAAGUGAUUAUAACAGCAACAUCUGGAAAAAACAGACGAAUGUGCUGGAUUACAGAUCCUUUAAUUCACUACAUAGUGAACCUUGGCUACUACGCUCUAGUCUUCAUCUUCACGACAGGAGUCUUCAUCAUGAUCGUCACUAAGAUUGUCCAAGCCCGACACAUAAAAGUGGCUGACGGCAAGAGUUGCACGUUCAGAAAGCAGCUGAUGAUGGUGUUGAGUUUGUUCCUGCUCUUCGGCCUGACGUGGGCUGUGGCGUUCUUCAGUUAUGGACCGAUGCUCAUCCCCUCAUACUACAUCUUCACUUUCUUGAACUCGUUUCAGGGGUUUUUCCUCUUCCUGUAUUACAACCACAUUCAUAAUGAUGUUGCGGGAAAUUUCUCUGAUGAUCCAGAAAGCUCCAGCUCCACCACAACCAUCGUUUAAUCCAGCAUUAAUGUUUAAUGACUGAAAAUAUGUAAUUUGACCAGGAAAAACCUAGUCUUAAGUCAGUGGCAUGUUAUUUACAGUAGAUGUAAUUUUAAGGGCACAUGCUUGGCCAUAAUGUACAGUGUGCACAAUGCACACACUUGAACUCUCAUCUACACAGACGCAGGAGUUCCCAUUGCAAAUCUUACAUUAUUACAAGAAAAAAUAUGAACACACAAGGGAAUCAUUGUGGCGUCCAUGAAGAUGUGAAAAAAUAGGCAUAAAUCUAGCUUACACAUAUAGAGAAAUUAUUAUAAGCCGGUUUAACCAAAGCUAAUUUGGUUGGGUUUCUCCUUUGUCUCUUAGACUAAUUUCUUAAACUGAGCUGCUGUUUAAGGGGAACUGUUUUUAAAAUUUAAUUCUCACCAAAGACAAAUGUUUAUAUGAUGUCAUGUUUAUAAUCUUUAGUGAGAACUGUUUAAAAUGUUAAAUUAUGACCCUAAAAUGUACAACAUUAUUGAAAUCACUCAAAAUAAAUGACAAAUAUCUGUGAUG